Molecule: messenger RNA, 612 nt
Organism: Syzygium oleosum
Lineage: Eukaryota; Viridiplantae; Streptophyta; Magnoliopsida; Myrtales; Myrtaceae
Product: disease resistance protein RUN1-like
Exons: 2
Coding region: 1-612 (203 amino acids)
Biological process (GO): defense response
Molecular function (GO): ADP binding
Source: RefSeq, a predicted model, not a curated record
AUGGGAAUGCUAAAUGUGGGUUCCAAUGAUGUAAGGAUCAUGGGGAUUCACGGAAUGGGUGACAUUGGCAAGACCACUCUAGCCAAGGUUGUUUUCAACCAGCUUUCAAGUCGUUUUGAGUACUGUAGCUUCCUCGCAGAUGUUGUCGACAUCAUUGGAGGCCUUCCUUUAGCUCUUGAGACCAUAGGUUCAUUUCUAUCUGGGAAAACAAAAAAAGUUUGGGAUGACACGUUGAAGAAGUUGGAAAAAGUUCCUCGCAAUGAAGUUGAGAAAAAGUUGAGGAUAAGCUACGAUGCUCUAGAUCACUGGCAGAAACAGAUCUUUCUUGACAUAGUAUGUCUGUUUAUUGGAUUUGACAGGAGAAUUGUAGUUCACUUAUGGGAUGACGCUGAUUUUUUCCCAGAGGAAGGUAUUGAAGUCGUUCGUCUCAUGUCUCUGAUAAAGAUUGGUGAUGAUAACAAGCUGUGGAUGCACAACCAGCUUAGAGAUCUUGGUCGAGAAAUUGUUCGACAAGAAAGUAACAUGGAAUUUGGGAGGCACAGUAGAUUAUGGAACCAUGAGGAAGCAUUGCAGAUAUUAAUACAUAACAAGGUAAAGCGAUUUCCUCUUUGA